Messenger RNA from Schizosaccharomyces cryophilus OY26, 3722 nucleotides. RefSeq names its product GTP binding protein Bms1. Gene Ontology annotation, molecular function: GTPase activity; U3 snoRNA binding; GTP binding. The coding region runs from base 29 to 3415 and encodes 1128 amino acids. Gene Ontology annotation, cellular component: 90S preribosome; nucleus. The record is from RefSeq and is a predicted model, not a curated record. The transcript is spliced from 2 exons. NCBI's taxonomy places the organism in Eukaryota, Fungi, Ascomycota, Schizosaccharomycetes, Schizosaccharomycetales, Schizosaccharomycetaceae. Gene Ontology annotation, biological process: endonucleolytic cleavage of tricistronic rRNA transcript (SSU-rRNA, 5.8S rRNA, LSU-rRNA); maturation of SSU-rRNA from tricistronic rRNA transcript (SSU-rRNA, 5.8S rRNA, LSU-rRNA); ribosome biogenesis.
CCAACAUCCUACAACUAGCUUUUCGGCCAUGGAUGAGAAAAAAGCCCAUUAUGCAAAGCAUUCUGGGCCUAAAGCAGAAAAGAAAAAGUCAAAGAAAGCACCCAAUGCCAAUGCAGAGAGCAAUCCAAAGGCAUUUGCCGUGGCUUCGGCAGGACGUAUGGCUAGACAAGCUAUGAGAACUGCAGACUUGUCUCAAAAGAAGCUGCACGUGCCCAUGGUGGAUCGUACGCCUGAUGAAUCGCCGCCACCUGUAAUUGUUGCUGUUAUGGGUCCACCUGGAACAGGAAAAUCUACAUUAAUUAAAUCUUUGGUUCGGCGAUAUUCUAAAUAUACUGUAUCUAAUAUUACGGGUCCUAUUACUGUGGUUGCUGGCAAAUCACGAAGAAUCACUUUUCUGGAAUGCCCUAAUGAUUUGAGUUCCAUGAUUGAUGUAGCAAAGAUUGCUGAUCUUGUUCUACUUUUAGUUGAUGCCAACUUUGGAUUUGAAAUGGAAACGAUGGAAUUUCUUAACAUUUUAGCACCUCACGGAAUGCCCCGAAUUAUGGGUGUGUUGACCCACUUAGAUUUAUUCAAAAAACCUGCUACCCUUCGUGCAGCCAAAAAACGUUUGAAGCACCGUUUUUGGACAGAGUUGUACCAGGGAGCGAAAUUAUUUUAUCUUUCAGGUGUUCUUAAUGGAAGGUAUCCUGACCGUGAAAUUUUGAAUUUGUCAAGGUUUAUCAGCGUUAUGAAAUUUCGCCCUCUUCAAUGGCGUAACCAGCAUCCAUACUUACUUGCUGAUCGCAUGGAAGAUUUGACGUUACCUACUGAAAUUGAAGAGAAUCCUAAGGUUUCUCGUACUGUUACCCUUUAUGGUUAUCUCCAUGGUACAAACUUACCAAAACAUGAUGCACCAGUUCACAUCCCAGGCGUUGGUGACUUUAAUGUGGCCGAUGCUUCUAAAUUAGAUGACCCCUGUCCUCCACCAGACGCUGAUAAAGUCAGGAGACGCAGGCUUUCUGAAAAGCAAAAAUUGAUUUAUGGUCCUAUGGCUGAUAUCGGUGGUAUUCUUUUCGAUAAAGAUCGUGUUUAUAUAGAGGUUCCUACCUCAAAUUUUUCAAAAGAUGACAAUUCUGAAGCAGGAGUUGGCGAACGUAUGGUCAUGCAACUACAAGAGGCUCAUCAACCCUUGGGUGCAAAUCCUUCAUCCGGUAUCCAACUUUUCAGUAACACCAAUGUCAUUGGUUCCGAGGCUGAACAAGAGGCAUCUGAUGUCGGCAGAAAAGCACGACGUCAACCAACCGGUAUUGUUUCUGACGAUAUGCUGCAUCUUGAGGAAAAUGAAGCAAAUGACUCUGAAAAUGAGUCUGCUGACGAAAAUGACGUUGGUUACUCUGAAAACAUUGGAGCGACUAAGGAUAAUGAGGAUGAAGCUGCUGAAGAGGAGGUUCCUUUUGCUGAAAGUGAUUCAGAUCUCGGUGAUCUUUUAGAUGAAGAAGAAUCGUCUGAUUUGAAAUGGAAAGAGGGUAUGGCUUCGCGAGCUACGGCUUCCUUCAUUGAAUCUCGUCGCCGCCGCCGCAGGAACUUACAGAAAGUAUUUUAUGAUGAGUCUCUUUCGCCAGAACAAGCUUUGUCUGAGAUUCAUGGAGAGCCAUUGGAUACGGUGGAAAAUGGAAGCGAUGAGGGUGAAGGUGAUGAUGAUGACUUCUUUAAGCCUAGAAAGGCUGAUUUGGAAACUCCCACCCGAACAAAUGAAAAGAAUUCUUUCGAGGAAGAACUUGAACGUUAUAAUAAGAAGUAUGAAGAUUCUGAACGCCUUGCUCGACUUAAAUAUCAUUUUAUUACAGGAAGUUUGCUAGAUACCCAAGAGAAGGAUGAAGGAGGAGCCGACGAGGAAGAGAAUGAAACAGCUGAUUUUGAAGAUUUAGAGGACGAAGGAAGUACGGAUAAUAAUGAGGGUGGAGAACCGUCAGUUGAUAAUGAGAAAUCUGGUGAACCAGGGGAAGACGAAGCUUCUGAUGCUCCUGAUUUUGAGGAAGAACGAGAGGAAAAUGCUCGUAAAAAGGAAGAGCUUAAACUUCGAUUUGAAGAAGAAGAUCGUGGCGAUCCAGAGAAAAAAGAUGUUGAUUGGUAUGGAGAAGAAAAAGAAAAGAUUGCUCGUCAGUUGGAAAUCAACAGAGAAGCAUUCAAGGACAUGGACCCCGAGAGUAGAGCAGAAAUUGAGGGAUAUCGUGCUGGUGCGUAUGUACGUCUCGUUUUUAAAGGCGUUCCAUACGAGUUUGUUGAACAGUUCGAUUCUCGUUAUCCAGUGGUUGUUGGUGGUCUAUUGCCAAAUGAGCAACGAUAUGGACUUGUGCAAGCUCGUAUCAAGAGACAUCGCUGGCAUAAGAAGAUCCUGAAAACAAACGAUCCGUUAAUUUUUAGCUUGGGUUGGAGAAGAGUACAGUCCGUUCCCGUUUAUUCCAUCAGUGAUUCUCGUACUAGGAAUAGGAUGUUAAAGUAUACCCCAGAGCACAUGCAUUGCUUUGCUACAUUUUACGGACCAUUCAUUGCACCCAAUACAGGAUUUUGUGCCGUGCAGUAUGUUGCUAAUUCAUUUGCCCAAGCAGGUAGUUUUAGAAUUGCUGCUACUGGUACGGUUCUCGACGUCAACCAAUCGAGUGAAAUUGUAAAGAAGCUGAAAUUAACUGGUGUUCCAUACAAAAUUUUCAAGAAUACAGCAUUUAUUAAAAAGAUGUUCAAUAGUCCUUUGGAAGUUGCCAAGUUCGAAGGUGCAAAUAUUAGGACAGUUUCCGGUAUUCGAGGACAAGUCAAGAAAGCCGUUGAUAAAGAACAUGGUCAUUUCCGUGCGACGUUUGAGGAUAAGGUGUUGAUGAGUGAUAUUGUUUUUUUAAGAGCAUGGUAUCCUGUGCAAGUUCGUGAAUUUUGUACGACGGUUACGAACUUGUUAGAACCAGUAAAGAAUGAGUGGACGGGUAUGAGAUUGACAGGAGAAGUACGCCAUGAACUUGGUUUGAAAACUCCAUUACGUCCUAAUUCCCAAUAUAAAGAAAUUGUUCGCCCUACUCGACAUUUCAAUCCUCUCAAGGUUCCCGCAUCUUUACAAGCACAGCUUCCUUAUGCUUCUCGUCCUAAAGAAGUUCGACCUCGAAGCAAGCCUACCUACAUGCAGAAGCGCACUGUCUUGUUAAAUGCAGAUGAAAGAAAGGCUCGUGAUUUAUUGCAAAAGGUAAUGACGCUCAAGUCUGAUAAAGAAAGCAAGCGUAAAGCUAAGAAGGCCGAGGAACACGAGAAGUAUCACAAAAAAAUGCAGAAAGAAGAGCAAGUAUAUGUUGAAAAGAAGCGUCAAGAGAAAGCCGAUUGGUUUGCUCGAAAUGGUAAAAGACUUCGACAAGAUUCGGGUGCUACCUCUGGUGGUAAAAAAUCUAGAAGAUAAAGGUUCUUUAUGGAGGUUUAUAGAUAAGCCUAUUAAUACUUAUUCUGGUGUGGGUUAUUUUUUUUCUAAAAGUUUUGUUUUGUUUGCAUGCUCCUUUCGUUUCGUUCCUUUUACGCAUCGGACAGAAAAAAAAAAUGGGAGAAUUGGGAUUAUAAUAGGAAAUAAAUAUAGUUUAUAAUGAUGUAUUAAUAGAUCUUUUGGCUCUCAAAUUUGACAUUGAACUCACAGUUUGCCUUGAAAAUGCAAGUUCACGACGGCUAAAUUGAUAGCCAGGUUAAAUUCUACAAUGAAAUUAAAAAAUUAAUCU